GGUUCCCUCUCUCAUUAAUAAGGACCAAAGAAGUCCGCUCAGAAGUUUCAGGAAGUUGUUGUGAAGAAGCUGACCGAGAAACUGCGGCGCUAUAUAAAGUGAUGGCCAAACCCAGGAUGUCUUCCAUCGACGGGAAGUUAGCCGAAGAAUUCGCCGUUCCCGCCCACGUCGAGGAGGUCAAAGAGAAGAUGGCCGCCUUCGCCGGACACCACGUGGCAGCGGGUCGCAGGGUGGUUCUCAUCACGUCGGGCGGAACCAAAGUGCCUCUGGAGUCCCGCACCGUACGCUUCCUCGACAACUUCAGCAGCGGCAGACGAGGGGCCUCGUCGGCAGAAUAUUUCAUGGACUCGGGCUACGCUGUCGUCUUCCUGCACAGGCAUCGCUCCCUUUACCCCUACGCGCGGAUGUUCUCCAACAUUAACAUGCUGGACGCCCUGAAGUUCAGCGGUGGAGACGGAGCGUCCGGUAACUCUGGUGAAGUGGUGGUUAACCAGCAGGUGCUUCCAGACAUUGCCAGAGCUCUAAAGAGAUACCAGGAAGUGAAGGAGGGCAGACUCCUGCUGCCCAUAGAGUUCAGCACUCUGUCAGAGUAUCUGCAUCUCCUCAAAGCAGCGGCACAGGCCCUCAGCGCAAUAGAAUCCAAGGCCAUGUUUUACUUGGCUGCAGCCGUGUCGGAUUUCUACAUCCCGGCAUCCGAGAUGCCUGAACACAAAAUCCAGUCAUCCAACGGACCACUUCAACUCAGCAUGAACAUGGUCCCUAAGAUCCUGUCCCCGCUGGUGAAGGACUGGGCACCCCAAGCUUUUGUCAUAUCCUUUAAGCUGGAGACGGAUCCGACCAUCUUGCUGGACAAGGCUCGACGGGCCCUGGAUGCCUACAGGCACCAGGCGGUAGUGGCCAACGUGCUGGACUCUAGACGGGGUUACGUGGUGGUGGUGACCCCCGAGACUCAGGCCGAGCUGAUCAUCUCCGAUGAGGAUGUGAAGAACGAUGUGGAGAUAGAGGAGAGGAUAGUGAGCAACCUGACAUCCGCACACAACAAGUUCAUAACUCAACAAGGAGGUUGAACAGAAUCCGACACUGCAUGUUUGAGUCUGUGAAGCAGCUGCACUUCGUUGUUGUUCUUGUGUGCGGUUGCAAAACUUCAGAAAUAAUUAGAACUAUUAAAAAAUAAUGGCUUCCCUUGUCCUUUAAAAAAUGGACCUCUACGUGAUCUCUGAAAAAGUACAAUAUACAAGUUUCAAGGUUU
This is a messenger RNA of Gasterosteus aculeatus aculeatus (three-spined stickleback), 1249 nucleotides long. RefSeq names its product phosphopantothenoylcysteine synthetase (gene ppcs). The record is from RefSeq and is a predicted model, not a curated record. Lineage: Eukaryota; Metazoa; Chordata; Actinopteri; Perciformes; Gasterosteidae.